Molecule: messenger RNA, 978 nt
Organism: Monascus purpureus
Lineage: Eukaryota; Fungi; Ascomycota; Eurotiomycetes; Eurotiales; Aspergillaceae
Source: the annotation of a GenBank genome assembly
AUGUCGACUCAACCUGAGAGGCCAUGGACUGAGGAGGAGAAGUACACUCUGCUUACCGAGAUCCUGAAGAAGUCGGGAAUACCCUCGACAUACUUAGUCAAUAUAAUCAACUCGUUUCGUAUUUCUCCCAGUUGGGCCGACAUUCCUCUUCCUCCAGGUCGUUCCCUCAAUUCCUGCAAGCGGGCAUUCACUAGCAUGUGCCAACAACAGAUACAGCCCCUCUCAACCCCGGUCCCAUUUUCAGAACCGCGACAUGAGCCAGUAAUACAAGUUGAACAGCCAGAGAGCAGUUCCUCCCGGAAGAGGCCACUGCGGCCAUUACGGGCGAUCCAACCUCGGCCACCGGCAAGUACAACGGGUUACAGUAGUGAAAGCGGGGUCUCUCCAGGUCUGGAGGAUGCCACGGCAAGGACUGAACAACCACGAAAACGAGGACGCCCUAACAAAGCUGAGGCCGAACGACGCAAAGCAGCUGCGCAAGCUCGGGGAGAAGUCUACCCGCCACCCCGGCGAUCUGGAAUAGAGAGAUCGAAAGUCUCAUCCACUCCAACCAGUCCACCCUUGGUUAGUUCUGUUGGAGUUUCCUAUUCCCCACAUGUGGGUGUGCAGACGGAAGCUCGCCACUCUGCGACGUAUCCCGAUGCUCCUCGUAAGAGGAUCACGGCACUGGUUGGAACUGAAAGUACCCAGCGACAGAGAAGCAUGUCAGAAAAUGACAGUACACGGCAGCUUCCGAGGCCGCCAGGACUAGAGCAACGUUUGCCAUCGCCUCACGUGCUGCAACUAGGGCAAAGGGAAUUGAUUCACCGAACCAGCAUCGGAGAGCGAGGCCUACUCAACCCUCCUCUUUCUGAACCGCUUCCAUCGGAUGACGGCCGACGGGCUUUAAUCACACCGAUUAAUGAAAGGGCGGAACAACCCCCUAUAUUCAAUCCAGAGGUAACGUUGGGCGAACGGUCAGCGGACAAGCGCCUAUGA